AUGGCAGGCUACGGCUCCCAAUAUGGUAGCGGUCAUGGCAUGCCCUACCAAAUGAAUCAGGAUCCCAGAUAUGCCAAUCCGCAAACCCAGCAACACCCUCCGAGUUCCCAGCCCUCGGUCAGCCCACAGCCAGGCUGGCCGCAGUAUCGUGGAGACCCAAACGCUCAGCAUGUCCAAGCCAAUGCACAACUGGCGCCCUCUCUGGGACAGGAUGCGGGGCAUAUACCUCAACAUCAAGAUGUCAUGAAUGGCCUGGCGGCACAAAUGGGAGGAUUAGAAGUGGCGGGUGCGCCCGCACGAUCUCACAGAAAGAAGGAGAGGCAUGCAUAUCACGAGAUAGGCUCAGCACCGACGGCGCCAGUGGGCGCUGCAGCACCUGCAGGGUCUUUUGGAGGAACCCAGUUCCCCAGCGCUGGGCCAGGGGUGAUCGCGGGACAACCAGCAGAGACAUCGUUUGUGAACUCAGCAGACAGACUGCGCAUGGGGGAGGAGGCUGUGGCCGCACAAGGACGCGUUGACCCAGAGCAAAUCCCGAGUGUGGCAAGAUCACGAGACGUUGCGACACAAUAUUACCAGCUCAAUGUCUACCCAACCAUGGAGAAGCAUCUUCCACCUCCCGCGGCUAUUCCCUUCGUCGCCCACGACCAGGGAAAUUCUUCACCCAAGUUCGCGCGGUUGACGGUCAACAAUAUACCUUCGACGGCCGAGGCUCUUGCGUCAACGGGACUUCCACUAGGUCUUGUUCUGCAGCCGUUCGCUUCCCUCCAAGAGGGCGAACAGCCUAUCCCUAUAUUAGACUUUGGCGAACUCGGCCCUCCGCGAUGUCGGAGAUGCAGGACAUACAUCAACCCCUUUAUGACCUUCAGAUCUGGCGGAAACAAACUGGUGUGCAACAUGUGUAGCUUCCCCAACGAUGUGGCACCUGAGUACUUCGCACCUACGGACGCGGCUGGUGUCAGGGUUGACCGGUUACAACGGCCAGAACUCAUGAUGGGAACUGUGGAAUAUCUCGUGCCGAAAGAAUACUAUACAAAGGAGCCAGUUCCUAUGCGAUGGUUGUUUAUGAUCGACAUCACCCAGGAGGCUAUCAAUAAGGGGUUUGUCAACGCUGUUUGCCAGGGCAUCCUGGACGCCAUCUAUGCACGCGAAGGUGAGAUGUCUUCAGGUGAGGAUACGUUGUCCAUUGGACUACCAGCAGGGGCCAGGGUCGGUAUUGUCACGUAUGACAAGGAGGUGCAAUUCUACAAUCUUACACCUGGCCUGGACACCGCUCAAAUGAUGGUGGUGACAGACCUUGAAGACCCUUUUGUGCCUUUGGCAGACGGAUUGUUUGUCGACCCCCAAGAAUCGAAAGAUGUGAUCACAGCACUCCUGAAAGCUAUCCCUACCAUGUUCUCCACAAUCAAGCACCCAGAGCCUGCAUUACUGCCUGCGCUUAAUGCCGCCCUGGCCGCCCUGACUGCCACCGGGGGCAAAAUAAUCUGUUCACUAUCGACAUUGCCCACUUGGGGUCCCGGGAGGUUGCAUCUUAGGGACGAUGGCAAAGGCCGAGACACAGAUGCGGAACGCCGUUUGUUCACUACUGAGCACCCGGGCUGGAAGAAGACCGCUGGGGCAAUGGUGACAGCAGGUAUCGGAGUGGACUUUUUCCUGGCCGCUGCAGGUGGAGGAUAUAUGGACAUCGCAACAAUAGGACAUAUGUCACGACUGACGGGCGGUGAGAUGUUCUUCUAUCCAAAUUUCGUCGCUCCUCGAGAUUCUCUCAAGCUGCGGCUCGAAAUCGAGCACUCUUUACACCGAGAGACAGGGUACCAAGCUUUGAUGAAGGUGCGGUGCUCAAACGGCUUGCAGGUGUCUGCUUACUAUGGGUCGUUUCUCCAGCAUUCCUUCGGAGCGGAUCUGGAGAUUGGGACUGUCGACGCCGACAAAGCCAUUGGGGUCACGUUCACUUACGACGGCAAGUUGGAUGCCAAGUUGGAUGCCCACUUCCAGGCAGCGCUCCUUUACACUUCUGCUACCGGACAGAGGAGAGUCAGGUGCAUCAAUGUGGUGGCUGCGGUGAACGAAGGCGCUGCCGACACCAUGCGGACGGUCGAUCAGGACGCUGUUGUCAACAUCAUUGCCAAAGAAGCUUCGUCCAAAAUCUCGGAGAAGUCCUUGAAAGACAUUCGCGCCGGUAUCACGGAGAAGACGAUUGAUAUCCUGGCGGGAUACCGGAAGAACUUCUCCGGCUCGCAUCCUCCGGGACAGCUCGUGCUUCCAGAGCACCUGAAGGAGUUUGCCAUCUAUACGCUUGGCUUGAUCAAGAGUCGGGCAUUCAAAGGAGGCGUUGAGCCUACCGAUCGCAGGGUCCAUUCGGCUCGGCUGAUGAGAUCUUCCGGCGUGACAGAGACAGCUCUGUAUCUUUAUCCACGGAUAUACGCCCUCCACAACCUGAGUGCCGAGGAUUGUUUCGCCAACGCCGAGACCAUGCAAUUAGUGGUUCCUCCUACUGUCCGGGCAUCAUUUGGCAGAGUUGAGGAAGGCGGGGUGUAUCUAGUUGAUGACGGACAGAAUGUGUUGCUCUGGCUGCACGCACAAGUGUCGCCAAACCUGCUGGAGGAUCUCUUCGGAGAAGGCAAAACCAGCCUGCAAAGCCUCGAUCCCAUGCUGAACGAGUUGCCGGUCUUGGAGACGCAUCUGAAUGCCCAAGUGCGGAACCUGUUGCAGUACAUGUCCACGGUCCGUGGGAGCAAGGCUGCAAGCUUCACACUCGCAAGACAAGGACUAGAUGGUUCGGAGUUCGAAUAUGCUCGGAUGUUGGUAGAAGACCGCAACAACGAGGCCCAAAGUUAUGUGGACUGGCUCGUCCAUGUGCACCGGGCGAUCCAGAUGGAGCUGAGUGGGCAAAGGAAGAAAGAAGACACGGGCGAUCACGAGGGGAUCUUGAGUAACUUGACGGGAUUGAAGGCACCAUACUGGACUUGA
Molecule: messenger RNA, 2967 nt
Organism: Fonsecaea nubica
Lineage: Eukaryota; Fungi; Ascomycota; Eurotiomycetes; Chaetothyriales; Herpotrichiellaceae
Exons: 2
Coding region: 1-2967 (988 amino acids)
Biological process (GO): COPII-coated vesicle cargo loading; intracellular protein transport; endoplasmic reticulum to Golgi vesicle-mediated transport
Cellular component (GO): COPII vesicle coat; endoplasmic reticulum exit site
Molecular function (GO): SNARE binding; zinc ion binding
Source: RefSeq, a predicted model, not a curated record